This is a messenger RNA of Symphalangus syndactylus (siamang), 1655 nucleotides long. It is a transcript of the gene DLK2, whose product is annotated as delta like non-canonical Notch ligand 2. The record is from RefSeq and is a predicted model, not a curated record. Gene Ontology annotation, molecular function: Notch binding; calcium ion binding. Gene Ontology annotation, cellular component: plasma membrane; protein-containing complex. Lineage: Eukaryota; Metazoa; Chordata; Mammalia; Primates; Hylobatidae. Gene Ontology annotation, biological process: heterophilic cell-cell adhesion; establishment or maintenance of epithelial cell apical/basal polarity.
CUACAGGCGCCCGCCACCACGCCCGGCUAAUUUUUUGUAUUUUUAGUAGAAAUGGGGUUUCACCGUGGUCUCGAUCUCCUGACCUUGUGAUCCGCCCGCCUCGGCCUCCCAAAGUGCUGGGAUUACAAGCGUGAGCCACCGCGCCCGGCCUGACCUUAUUUUUUUUGUUUUUGAGACGGAGUCUCACUUUGUUGCCCAGGCUGGAGUGCAGUGGCACGAUCUCAGCUCACCGCAGCCUCUGCCUCUUGUGUUCAAGUUCCCCUGCCUCAGCCUCCUCAAUAAUGGAUUACAGAUGCACACCACCAUGCCCGGGUAAUUUUUUGUAUUUUUUGUAGAGACGGGGUUUCACCCAGUUGGCCAGGCUGGUCUUGAACUCCUGACCUCAAGUGAUCCACCUGCCUCGACCUCCCAAAGUGCUGGGAUUACAGGUGUGAGCAACCACGCCCCGGCCCUGAUGGCCUUUCAAGGUCAUUCUUCUUUAAAUGUUUGUGAGCACCUCAGACAUGCCAGGAGGGGUACUGGAGGCAUUUACAGACAUCUUAUUUCUUCCUCUACUCAACCCUGCAAGGUGUAUCCCCAAUUUACAGAUGAACAUAUCUGUACCACGCAGUCCCCCUGCCAGAAUGGAGGCCAGUGCAUGUAUGACGGGGGCGGUGAGUACCAUUGUGUGUGCUUACCAGGCUUCCAUGGGCGUGACUGCGAGCGCAAGGCUGGACCCUGUGAACAGGCAGGCUCCCCAUGCCGCAAUGGCGGGCAGUGCCAGGACGACCAGGGCUUUGCCCUCAACUUCACGUGCCGCUGCUUGGUGGGCUUUGUGGGUGCCCGCUGUGAGGUAAAUGUGGAUGACUGCCUGAUGCGGCCUUGUGCUAACGGUGCCACCUGCCUUGACGGCAUAAACCGCUUCUCCUGCCUCUGUCCUGAGGGCUUUGCUGGACGCUUCUGCACCAUCAACCUGGAUGACUGUGCCAGCCGCCCAUGCCAGAGAGGGGCCCGCUGUCGGGACCGUGUCCAUGACUUCGACUGUGUCUGCCCCAGUGGCUAUGGUGGCAAGACUUGUGAGCUUGUCUUACCUGUCCCAGACCCCCCAACCACAGUGGACACCCCUCUAGGGCCCACCUCAGCUGUAAUGGUACCUGCCACAGGGCCAGCCCCCCACAGCGCAGGGGCUGGUCUGCUGCGGAUCUCAGUGAAGGAGGUGGUGCGGAGGCAAGAGGCUGGGCUAGGUGAGCCUAGCUUGGUGGCCCUGGUGGUGUUUGGGGCCCUCACUGCUGCCCUGGUUCUGGCUACUGUGUUGCUGACCCUGAGGGCCUGGCGCCGGGGUGUCUGCCCCCCUGGACCCUGUUGCUACCCUGCCCCACACUAUGCUCCAGCGUGCCAGGACCAGGAGUGUCAGGUUAGCAUGCUGCCGGCAGGGCUCCCCCUGCCACCUGACUUGCCCCCUGAGCCUGGAAAGACCACAGCACUGUGAUGGAGGUGGGGGCUUUCUGGCCCCCUUCCUCACCUCUUCCACCCCUCAGACUGGAGUGGUCCUUUCUCACCACCUUUCAGCUUGGGUACACACACAGAGGAGACCUCAGCCUCACACCAGAAAUAUUAUUUUUUUAAUACACAGAAUGUAAGAUGGAAUUUUAUCAAAUAAAACUAUGAAAAUGCAA